GAGGGACAAAGCCAUAAUUACUUCGACAUAUAAUAACUACUUCAUAACAAGGUCUUUUCAAGAUGAUAAUAUUCCAUACCAUAUUUCUGUUGAUGACAGUUGCCACAGUGACACUAGAAGCUUAUUCCCAAAAGAAAAAAGGUGGAACUUGUCCAAAGGAAACACAUGCUGAACUAGCAGUUUGCAAGGAAGAAUGUUCAAAUGACCACGACUGUCCAGGAAACGAGCUAUGCUGCCGACUAAGCGCCUGUUCAACUUACUGCAGAAGUCCAGUUGGCCGUCAAGGCGGCACACAUACAACACUCGUACUAACUGAGGCCGGCAGCAAAUCGAGAGCAAGUGGUAUCGGAUCGUCUCUUGGAAUUAAUGAUAAAUUAAUAGCACACGCUUCUGCUGGGUCUGGUGCAACAGGAAGAGGGCAGUCUGUGUCUGGUAUAAUUAGAAGUUCUUCAAGCGGCAUGUCAAGUGUUGUAUCCCUCGAUGACGAUAACUGUAACCAUGUUUGUGGACAAGGGAAAUCAUGCCCUUUAGGACACAAAUGUGUACUAGAAGGGUGUAGAAGUUACUGUUUAGAAUCAUCUGCGGGAUCUAGUUUAUCUGAUACAUUACGAAGAGGCUCAUCAGUGUCUGAGAUUAUCAGAAGUUCAUCCUCUGGUAUGUCUAGUGGUAUAAGAGAUGGUAGCAGACAAGGCAGUAACUGUGAUUAUGUAUGUGGAGGAGAAAAACCGUGUCAAUCUGGAUAUAAAUGUAUUCACGAAGGAUGCAACAGUUACUGUGUUAAAAGUUCUGGAAGUAUAAUUGGUAUUCCAAAACUGUCAGAAACCAUAUCGGGUAGAAACACCAAUUCAGAAGUUAUUAGAAGUUCAUCAUCUGGCCAUGGGAUGUCUAGGGUUUCAUCAAGCAGUGGCGCAUCAAGUAUAAAAUGUGUAAACGAAUGCGGAGGAGAUGUAUCUUGUGGAUCGGGACAUAAAUGUGUCCACGAAGGAUGCAGCAGAUACUGCGUUAAAAUUUCUUCUGGUGGUAUGCUUGGUUCAUCUGGUGUAUUGGAUUCUAUAUCUGGUGGACACACCAUGUCUAAAAUAGUAAAAAAUUCCCUAUCUGGAAUGUCCAGGAGCUCAUCUGGGAUUGGCGGAUCAAGUUCGAAAUGUGUCUACGGAUGCGGGGAUGAUAAACGUUGUGAAUUGGGAUAUAAAUGUGUUCACGAAGGAUGCGACAGUUACUGCGUUAAGAUGUCUUCUGGAGGUAUGAUUGGUUCAUCUGGAUUAUUGGAUUCUAUUUCUGGUGGACACACCGUGUCUGAAAUAGUUAGAGGUUCCCAAUCUGGAAUGUCUAGUGUCUCAUCUGGGGUUGGUGGAUCAAGUUCUAAAUGUUUAAAAGAAUGCGGAGGAGAUAUACCUUGUAGAUCGGGAUAUAAAUGUGUUCAAGAAGGAUGCAGCAGAUAUUGUGUUAAGAAGUCUUCUGGAGGUAUGAUUGGUUCAUCUGGAUUAUUGGAUUCUAUAUCUGGUGGACACACCGUGACUGAAAUAGUAAGAAGCUCCCACUCUGGAAUGUCCAGAAGCUCAUCUCGGGUUGACGGAUCAAGUUCAAAAUGUGCCUACGGAUGCGGGGAUGAUAAACGAUGUGAAUCGGGAUAUAAAUGUGUUCAUGAAGGAUGCGACAGCUACUGCAUUAAAAUGUCUUCUGGAGGUGUGAUUGGUUCAUCUGGAUUAUUGGAUUCUAUAUCUGGUAGAAACACCAUGUCUGAAAUAGUAAGAAAUUUAAAAUCUGGAAUGUCCAGUGUCUCAUCUGGGGUUGGCAGAUCAUCUACAAAAUGUACAAAUGAAUGUGGGAAAGAUGUAUCUUGUGGAUCGGGAUAUGCUUGUGUACAAGAAGGAUGCAGCAGCUACUGCGCUAGAAGAUCUUCAGGAGGUAUUCUUGGUAGGUCUGGUCAUUCUUCAACAAGCAGCUUAGCUUUAUCUGGUACUAGUGUAGGUAGCAGUCGUUCAUCAGCAGGUCAUCGUACAGGUUCAGAUAUUUUGGACUCAAUAUCUUUAGGAGGAAGUGGCACAGGUAUAAUGGACACAAGUUCUACAAGACGAAGUGGAUCAGUUGGCUCAUCUGGUUCCAGAAUAGUUUCUCAUUCAGCAAAUGAAGGGUCAGCUGAUUGCAGAAAACUGUGUCAUACAAACGAAGAAUGUCCAACGAAUAAAGAAUGUGUCACUGUUAAUUGCCACAGGUUUUGCCGAAGAAGUAGACUGUCAAAAGGCUAUACACGAUAGUUAGUUUAAAACAAAAAAGAAAUCCACAUUUUUUAUACAGACUGCUGAUUUACUGAUUUACAUAAAAUAAAAAAGUUAACUAUA
This is a messenger RNA of Mytilus californianus (California mussel), 2342 nucleotides long. Its product is annotated as hornerin-like. The transcript has 3 exons. NCBI's taxonomy places the organism in Eukaryota, Metazoa, Mollusca, Bivalvia, Mytilida, Mytilidae. Gene Ontology annotation, molecular function: peptidase inhibitor activity. Bases 63 to 2258 code for a protein of 731 amino acids. Gene Ontology annotation, biological process: antibacterial humoral response; innate immune response. The record is from RefSeq and is a predicted model, not a curated record. Gene Ontology annotation, cellular component: extracellular region.